AUGGCUAGUAGUGAGAAGGUAUUCCGAGCCUGGGGUUGUCCUACCCGUCGACUUACAACGCUAUCCUAUCUCGCUAUACCAAGGCAUCAUCCAGCGCUGCCGUCUUCAGCACUGUCCCACCCCCCUUCUUCUUUGCGAUCUGCCCGUCAUUUCUCAGUGACGGCCGCUAGGAAAUCAAAUAAGCACCCGAAGGGCUUUGUGCCACCGACGGCCGCCGAUAUCGCCGAGCUGCGCGAGCGCGUGCAGGAGUUCGCGCGCCGCGAGAUCACCGAGGAGGUCGCCGCCCGCACCGACAAGAGCAAUGCCUUCCCGCCCGACAUGUGGCAGAAGUUGGGUGAGGCUGGCUUCCUGGGCUUGACGGCCGACGAGGACGUCGGUGGCCUCGCCUUGGGCUACCAGGCCCACUGCGUCGCCAUGGAGGAGAUCUCCCGCGCCAGCGGCAGCAUCGGCCUCAGCUACGCCGCCCAUUCCCAGCUCUGCGUCAACCAGCUCCAGCUCAACGGGACCCCCGACCAGAAGCGCCGCUUCCUCCCCGGCCUCAUCGCCGGCACCCAGGUCGGCGCCCUCGCCAUGUCCGAGUCCGGCGCCGGCAGCGAUGUCGUCAGCAUGCGCACCGUCGCCCGCCGCGUCGACGGCGGGUUCCGCCUCAGCGGCACCAAGAUGUGGAUCACGAACGGCCCCGACGCCGACGUGGUCGUCGUGUACGCCAAGACCCGGCCCGACGCCGGGUCCAAGGGCAUCACCGCCUUCAUCGUGCGGACGGCGUCGCCCGGCUUCAGCUGCGCGCGCAAGCUCGACAAGAUGGGCAUGCGCGGCAGCAACACGGGCGAGCUCGUGCUCGACGGCGUCUUCGUGCCAGACGAGGACGUCCUCGGCGCCGUCGACGGCGGCGUGCGCGUGCUCAUGGAAGGGCUCGACCUCGAGCGCCUCGUGCUCAGCGCCGGGCCCCUCGGCCUGAUGCAGGCCGCCCUCGACGUCGCCCUGCCCUUCGUCCACCAGCGCAAGCAGUUCGGCGCCCCUGUCGCCCACAACCAGCUCGUCCAGGGCCGCCUCGCCGACAUGUAUACGAAGCUGCAGGCGUCGCGCGCCUACACCUACACCACUGCCCGCGCCGUCGACGAGGGUGACGCCAUUCGCACCCAGGACUGCGCCGGCGCCAUACUCUAUGCAGCCGAGCGCGCCACCGAAUCCGCCCUCGAUUGCAUCCAGCUGCUCGGCGGCAUGGGCUACGUCGAGGAGAUGCCGGCCUCGAGGCUGCUGAGGGAUGCUAAACUAUACGAGAUCGGCGCGGGGACGUCAGAGAUCCGCCGCAUGGUGAUCGGAAGGGCGUUCAAUAAGGAGUAUGCCCAUCUCGCGGCGUGA
Durotheca rogersii is the source of this 1362-nucleotide messenger RNA. Its product is annotated as isovaleryl-CoA dehydrogenase. Gene Ontology annotation, biological process: L-leucine catabolic process. The record is from RefSeq and is a predicted model, not a curated record. Bases 1 to 1362 code for a protein of 453 amino acids. Gene Ontology annotation, molecular function: flavin adenine dinucleotide binding; 3-methylbutanoyl-CoA dehydrogenase activity. The transcript has 3 exons. NCBI's taxonomy places the organism in Eukaryota, Fungi, Ascomycota, Sordariomycetes, Xylariales, Xylariaceae.